Culicoides brevitarsis is the source of this 3828-nucleotide messenger RNA. RefSeq lists its product as uncharacterized. Lineage: Eukaryota; Metazoa; Arthropoda; Insecta; Diptera; Ceratopogonidae. Bases 1 to 3828 code for a protein of 1275 amino acids. The transcript is spliced from 14 exons. The record is from RefSeq and is a predicted model, not a curated record.
AUGAUAAAAUUCGAUAAAACAUUUCGCAUUUCCGACACACCUCAUUUGAACACUUGCUAUACCUUGUGCGACAACGACAAACAAUGUAAAAUUGUUGCUUUUGGACUCGAUGAAAAUCGGGGGAAUGGAACGUGUAUGCUGUCAUCGUUCGAAGCAGACGCGAAAGAUUUGACACUUUUUGAGCCGAGAUUUAAUUUGUAUGCACGAAAGCGCGAUUGUCAUGCGAUACCGCAGCCAGGUCUCGGAAGCACGCCAUUUGAGACUGCAGGGACAUCAUGGACGUCUGUAACGACUGCCGUCAAUGAUAAAACUCAGUUUACCACAUCUGGCGAAUUUCCGACAACGUCUCCGGGUACCGGGCCUCACUCUCCAGGACCAACCCAGUCGUAUCCGAGCAGUUCUUCGACGACAGACAAUGAAUAUUACGGCGGAAAUACGCAAACGCAAGGCCAAUCGGGGCAACCUUCCACUACAAGUCGUUACGGAUCGAGUUCAAUUGACACAAAUCGUUACAGCACCACUGAACGAUAUCCCGCCGGUGGUUCAAGUCGUCCCGCAUACGGAAGUAGCAAUCCGCCAUCGUCUUCAGGAUACGAAAACCAAGCUUCAAACAAACCUCCGACAGGUUAUGGGACCGGAUACAGUACAGGACAUGCUGAUGCUCGUCCCGGAUAUUACGGAGGCACGGGAACAGCUCACGGUUACGACGGAUAUCCAAAUAGGGCGCGUGAACCAAGCAGUAGCGGAUAUGGAGGACAUCCCAAUGAAAUCGGAGGAACGCAUUAUCCGCAUCCCUCGCAAUUCCCCACGUACCAAUAUCCAAUGUACUACGAGAAAAACUACCCGAUGCCCAAUUAUCCACAAAAUCCGGCUUCGUCGCCAACUGCUGGAAGUUACCCCUAUCAAAGACCGUAUCAACCAUCAAGUGGAUCGUCGUCGUCAUAUCCAAGCAAUCCCCCCUCAAAUUACCCGUCACAAGGGGGCGCUUCAGCUCCGAGUUAUCCAAGUUCAUCAGGAACAUCAUCAGGUUAUGGGUCGAAACCAUCCGCAGCUGAACCACACAAAAACGGCACAUCUUCGGGAUAUGCGAACACCAGCAGCAGCGGCAACGGGUACAACGUUCACGAGGCAGACCAGGAAAAGAAACUGUACUUACUGUGCGUUGUGAAGCCAUGUGGAAGUAGUUACGAUGAUUACAGGUCGUCGUCGCAUGAAAGUUCAAUUAUUAUCAUAGAAGAUGCGAAAACAUGUUUCCGUCGUGCUUUAGCAGGAAAAAAGGUUGCUGGUCAUUAUGUUCGUAAAACUCUCGUUUGUGAGCGCGUUGCUGAUUGUCAACAAGAAUGUGCGGAACAGCGUCAAUUCCGUUGCGAAGGCUUUAAUUAUCGUCUCGAUCCGACGGGACGUGGUCAAGGCACGUGUGAACUAAUUGAAGCUCCUCUCUCUCAAAUUGACUUGUACGGAAAUGGAGGAGCGAAUUUGAUGGUGCAUCCGGAUUACGAUUACUAUGAACGGGAUCGAAGUGCGUCGCCAGCAUGUUAUCAACCAUCGCAUUGCAUCGAUUGUGGCAGUAGAAGACCUUCGAGUACGACGAGUCGACCAAAUGAUAUUUAUCGUCCUUAUCCGGUGCCUGCACCUCCAUCGCCGCCAGCAAGUUAUCCACAAAGACCUCAACCAUAUCCAAGUAAUCCGCAGAAUUCAGCUCCAGGUUACCAACGUCCCGGAACAGCUGUUGAUGUGUAUCGUCCCCCAAGCUCCAACAUUUACGAACAUCGUCCUCCUUUGUAUCCCGAUCGCCCUCAACCGCAUUAUCCAAGCCAUCCAGCACCGCAUCACGAACCAGCUCGUCCUCAAUACGGCAAUAUCGAUCGUUUAGGAACCGAUGAGCCCGAAUAUUAUCGCCCAAAUCCUGCAAACAAGCCAAAAGAGCCCAUUUAUUACGGUUAUCCAGGUCCUGCUGAAGGUCAUGGACAAGAUCCAAUGAAAGCUGGAGGAUAUCCUGCUCCGCCGCCGCGUCAACCAUUUUAUCCAUAUUUGAUCGGAAAAGGACCCGAAUACGGAAUGUAUGGCGGCGGAUUUUCUCAUGCGGGAUAUUAUCACAAAGGACCUAUCGAUUAUUGGGGAAUUGGCGGAAAUAAGCGUAAAGAUGGUCCAUAUAAUUAUAACAGUUUGGCAGGUCCUCAUGGCGCAAUGUAUGGCUUUGGAGGGCAAGGAAAUGGAUAUAGUUAUGGAGGAACGGCACCCGCUAAAGGACAUUAUAUGGGAUAUCCGGCAGCUCCUGCACCGAUUCAUACUGCCGGAGAGGGCGGUUAUUAUGGAGGCGGGGGACAUACAGCUGGCGGAGGACAUCCUGCUGGCGGAGGUUCACAAUGGUCACGACGACCAGGAGUUGAUGACUGCAGUGUCAAAUCCAGCGAAGGUUUCCGCUUGCACAAAGGAGUCGUCAAAACCAUCAUGAGUGUCCCCAAUGUUCGUGAAUGCGAAAAAAUGUGUGCUUCUGAGUCGGAAUUCAAGUGUCAAACGUACAGUUAUCGGUAUAAUCCAAUUGCACGAGACAAUUGUCUCCUCUGCGAUCGCCCAUUCACGCAUCUCGAUAUUUACGCUGACGUCGAACCGGAUCGCGAUUUUGACAUUUACUCCAUGUCGGACGAUCCAAAAGUUUGUAAACCCGAAAAUUAUCCCUCAAAAGAUAUAAAUGCUCAAUGUUUCUUUAGAAGCAUUGACUCAAGUCGCUUCUAUACUGGGGUCGUUAGGGAAUCAAUUACCGUUAAAUCGAUCGGGGAAUGCGAACUUCAAUGCCUCAAAACCACUAAAUUCACGUGUCGAGCAUUUACUUUUAGAUAUGGACCACAAGCAUUGAACUCCAUUCCCGAAAACUGUCAAUUGUCUGAUUGGCCGGUGCGGGAAAUGGAUCAAAAACGUCACAUGAUGCCAGAUCCAUCUUUUGAUAUUUAUGAGCGAGCCAGUUACGGGCAUGGAUGUGAAAUUCGACCAAUGACUGACGAUAAAGCCAAUAAAAAGUUGUGUUAUUUGGGAUAUGGAUCUCCAGCAAAACUCUUGUCAUCUUCGAUUAAAAAGGUUAUUUCAGUGCCCACGGAAUUGGAUUGCAAAAAUGAGUGUGCGAGAUUCCGCGAUACAACGUCCUUUAAGUGUCUUUCCUUCAGUUAUGGUUCGAAAGCAACGACAUUCAACUGUGAAUUAUCAGAUUUGGACCAAAGUGAGCUGAAACUUGGAAUUAAUUACGCCCACGUGAACGAUCGCGAUUACUGGCUUUUCGCAUGGAAUCCGUACGAUUAUUCGUGUCGCGAUAAAGUUGCCACGCCAAAUAACAAUCGCGUCAACAGCGAUCGACGAAUAGAUGUCUUCAAAGAUCCCGGAGAACUCUCGUGGAUGCAUUUUACAGUAACCGGCAAACCAUGCCGUCUUGGAUCAAAAUGUGAGAAAAAUUUAAUUUCCGGAUUUUAUUCUUGCGAAAUUGAAGGAGGAGAGAUCGGUUCGUGGGAUUAUUGUUGUCGGACUGAUCAUCCAUGUGGAUAUAGCCAAGGAUUUGACUAUCCAUGGUGUUUCGUUGGCGAUAGUCCCGAUCAGUGGCGCAAAUGUAGCGAUCGUUACUUCCCAACUACCGUUAAGCCAGCACCGCAUCUUCUUAACUCACUGCCAUCAAGUAAGCACCAAGCACCGCCGAAGCCCGGAGGUUUUCUGCAUCAGGCGAAGGAAAUUAUCAAGGAAAUGCCAAAAUUGUGGCCCGUCACGUACUUUUACAGCGAAGGCCCGCCCGUCAAUUCCACGGAAAUGAGUAAUUUUAUCGAUUGCAAGCAAGAUAUUUGUUAA